Molecule: messenger RNA, 771 nt
Organism: Plasmodium berghei ANKA
Lineage: Eukaryota; Apicomplexa; Aconoidasida; Haemosporida; Plasmodiidae
Product: 50S ribosomal protein L28, apicoplast, putative
Exons: 5
Coding region: 1-771 (256 amino acids)
Biological process (GO): translation
Cellular component (GO): ribosome
Molecular function (GO): structural constituent of ribosome
Source: RefSeq, a predicted model, not a curated record
AUGCAAAUUAAAAAAAAUAUAUAUAACUUAUCAAUAAAUGCUUAUAUAUUUUAUAUAUUAUUAAAUUUAAAUUAUCUUUUCUGUUUUGGACAAUCAGUAGUUAUUAACAAAAAUGAAGCAAACAUAAUAAAUUCUCAAAAUUUUUUUUUUGUAAAAUCCCUAAUUAAAAAAAAUAUGUUUAGAAAUCGGGGUUUCCCCAAACUUGUGAAUGCUUCAAAGUUUUCAUUGUAUACACAAAAAAGACACAAAGAGGCAUUAGCAAUAAAAAAAUACAGAAUGACUGGAACAUCAUCAGCAAAAUGCCAUCAUGGAAUAAAAGGAAAAAAGAGAAUAAGCAAAGUAACUUUAAUGCCAUAUAAAGAUAUUAAAUUACCCGCUCGAAGGUGCCCCAUACUAGGAAAAAUGGACAAUAGAAACGCUCGAAAAAUAUCCAAAUCCGGAAUAAAAACUCAUAGAAUACAAAAAGUAAAUUUUGUAAGGAAAAGAAUUUAUUUUGAGGAAGAAAACCGUUUCGUUAAAUUAAGAGUUAGCGCACGUGGAUUGAAAACUAUAAAAAAAUAUGGAUUAGCAUAUUGUGCUAAAAAAUUUAAUUUAAAUUUAAAUAAAAAGAAAUAUGAUGCUGGUUAUUCUUCGCGAAAAAAAAAAAAAAAAAAAAAUGAACCCGAAACUAUUGCUUCCCCAAAUGAUAUGCUAAAGGAACCCCAACUCGAAAACUCUAAAGAUGAAAAUAUUAUAAUAGAAAAAUUAAAAUUGAAUAAUCAAAAUAAAUAA